Messenger RNA from Rana temporaria (common frog), 1364 nucleotides. RefSeq lists its product as uncharacterized. The record is from RefSeq and is a predicted model, not a curated record. The transcript has 5 exons. Lineage: Eukaryota; Metazoa; Chordata; Amphibia; Anura; Ranidae. Bases 74 to 1009 code for a protein of 311 amino acids.
CUCGCCGUGAAGGUUCUAUAUUCACAAGGUGUCGGCUCCGUGUGAUCUGUACCCCGGAUAGAGAGGAGAGGAGAUGUCGGUGAUGAUCGGGCGGUGUGUGACAGGUCUCCUGUGUUUCUUCUUCUGCCCGAUGCUGACACGGGGAACGGUGUAUAUACGGAGCGGAUCGGAGAUCAGUGACUGUAAUAUGACGUGUCCUGAGGAUGAAGGGGUGCUGGAGCUGUACAGGAAGUGCGGAGGAGUAGAAGGCACUCUGCUGGAGUUGUACUGUGAAGAUCAGCACACCAAAAACAAUGACAAGUCCAGACUUCACCUGCACACAGGGAGCGGUUGCUGGAAGCUGACCCAGGCUGAGAGGAGAGACUCCUGUGUGUACAUUACAGAAUUCCACAGCGACCCAACAAGACAACUCUCCUCUACAGAGAUCCGUGUUCUGGAUCCGGUUCUCAUCUCCAACAUCACCAGUAACUGUAGCCGGCUGGGUGAGGAGACGGCGGUGAGCGUCCAGUUCUCUGGAGAAGAGAGCGCUGUGACCUGGGAGGUGGACGGGGAGCCUCUCUCUGAAAGAUACCGGCUGAUAGAUGACAAUAGGACUCUGAUUAUCCCCGGUGUGCAGAGAGACGACGCCGAGAGGAGAUUCCGGGUCAGGAUCACAAACCCGGUCAGUGAGGAGAUCCGGGAAUACCGGCUGAUCAAUGAUACGAUGUUUAUCAGAAUGCUGGAAACAAAAGGUUCUGAUUCAUAUGGAAGGACAAGAGGGGGUCUGAUUGCUGGAUUAGUGUUGGUCCUAGUGGUCGUGUUCUGCAUUAUAGGAUGGAUUCUCAGAGGGAGGAGUAACGUGAUUCGGAAAGACUCAGAGAAUGGAUGGUUGGCCGCUGUCACCCAGAAUGGAUCGGAGAACAUUAUUGGGGAUACCAAUGCUGGAAGAGACGGAGGAGAUCCAAAUGCACAGUGUCCCCGGAUCUGUCACCAUGCCAGGAUUUCAGAGCCUCCCAUACAUUGUCUAUAAUGGGGACACUUCAGAUGACCGGGCCAUGAAUACACACAACUGAUCUAUGACCUCAGAUCAACACCUGGGAUACAUCUUUAUCAUCUACAGUUAUUAGCAGCACAUCACAUUAUAGAUUAUGAUUUUAGGAGAUGCAAUGGAGAAAAACAAAAUGUGACAUUCAAUGUGUUUCCAGUCUUGGCUCCGCCUCUCCUCGCUAUAGGAUUUCUAUUAUCUGUCGCACUUUUAUCUCUGCACUUUCUGUGUGUUGUAUGUCUUCCAAAGUUCCUGUAGGUGUCGCUGUGGGGUUGAUUUUCUAAAACCGGAGAGUGCAAUAGCUGGCGCAGCUCUGCAUGGGAACCAAUCAGCUUCCAGG